Messenger RNA from Protopolystoma xenopodis, 246 nucleotides. Lineage: Eukaryota; Metazoa; Platyhelminthes; Monogenea; Polystomatidea; Polystomatidae. The record is from the annotation of a GenBank genome assembly.
AUGAUACCUCGUUCUGAUAAUGUUCGUCAUGUCACGGACGAAAGCUUAGCACCUUUACACCGGAAUCGAAUGCGAUUGCCUCAGAAACAGCGUCACAAUGAAUGCUCCAGCAAAGCCAAUCGACAGCUGGUCAAGAGAAAUCUGCUGUCGUCUUCUGCUGGAACCGACCUUCGAAUCUCUUCACCCAACACUUUCACUCGAAAUGGAAGUAAGCUCAACAAUCUUGUAGCGGCCGGAUCUCGAUAG